AUACGCAAUACAAAUAAAUUUCUAAGCUGAAAACCCACUUGACCCGCUGUAUAAACCGGAUAAAGGUUGGUGAUGCUGAGGUGGGAAAUAUGUAUGCGGAUUGGCACGGCUAACAGAUGUGCAACAUGGCUGUGCCAUGUCGAUCGGAUGAGGGGGCAUUAUAAAUAACCCCCGAGGUCAAAUUGGAAUAUGGUUUACACGGAAGUGGGAUCUUAAUGUAGCCGGUGCUUGGUAUCUUUCAAGACUUAAUUGAUAUUUAGCUUUGGGUACACCGGAUUGUGAAUAUCCCCAACGUAAAAGACAGACAACUUAUUUUCAGACAUUUAGAAUUACCUUUCCAAGCUAGAAGUGGCUUGACCAUACUUACUGUUCGAACAUGGCACCAGAUCUCAACGGUGUAGCCAACGGCGCGCGAUGGGACUACUCAACCCCGGGAUCAAGCGGAUAUAGCGUCCCGGACAUCGUCUACAAUGACCCCUCAACGCGAAAGAUGAGGGUUUUGACCAUUGGUGCCGGGCUGUCCGGCAUACAAUUGGCAUACCAGAUACAAAAGUACACGCAGAAUGUAGAACAUGUAAUUUACGAGAAGAAUGCACGCAUUGGAGGUACAUGGCUCGAGAAUAGAUAUCCAGGGUGCGCAUGCGACAUUCCCUCACACGCCUACACCCUCAACUUUGCACUGAACCCGGACUGGCCCCGCUUCUUCUCCUACGCUCCAGACAUCCUCAAGUAUCUCGAGAAAGUCUGCGAUGUAUUCGGUCUACGCAAAUACAUGACGUUCAACACAGAAGUGGUCCGCGCAGAGUGGCAGGACGAAGCUGGAAAGUGGAAAGUCACAUUGCGGCAGAAGAGCCCUUUAGGCGAGGAGCGCGAAUUCGAAGACGAAUGCGAUCUCCUGCUGUACGCCUCGGGAAUUCUGAAUAACUACAAGUGGCCGGGUAUAAAGGGGAUUAGUGCCUUCAAGGGACGCAUAGCGCAUACGGCAGCUUGGCCACAGGACUACCAGGCCGAGCAGUGGAAGAACGAUCGUGUAGCUAUUAUAGGCUCUGGCGCUUCAUCGAUCCAGACUGUGCCCACCAUGCAACCGCAUGUUAAGCACAUGGACGUUUUCGUCCGCACGGGCGUGUGGUUCGUCCAGAUUGCAAACAACUUCGGUCAGAACAAGGAGUACUCGGAGGAAGAACGCGAAGAGUUUCGACGGGACCCACGUAAAAUGGCGGCGCAUGCUAAGGAUAUUGAAAAUCAAGUAAAUGGGCUUUGGGGCACUUUUUAUACCGGCAACGAGUUGCAGAAGCAGGCGCAGGAUAUGCUUCGGGAACGAAUGAAGGAACAUAUCAAAGACGAGCGAUUGUUACAGGGUUUUACGCCAAAAUUUGAGGUGGGAUGCCGCAGAAUCACACCAGGCGACCCCUACAUGAAAGCCAUCCAAGAACCCAACGUCGACGUGCACUUCACCGCCGUCAACGAAAUCACCGAAAAAGGCGUCAUUGGCGCCGACGGCAUCGAGCGAGAAGUCGACACGAUAGUCUGUGCAACAGGCUUCGACGUGACCUACCGCCCCCGCUUCCCCAUCAUUGGCAAAAACGGCGUGGACCUCGCCGAAAAAUGGAAAGAUGAGCCAAAAGGCUACCUCGGCGUCGCAUGUCCAGACAUGCCUAACUGGCUCAUGUAUAUCGGCCCUACGUGGCCCGUAGAAAACGGAUCAGUGACGGGCCCGCUGCUCGCCGUGGCAGAGUACACCGUGAAAAUCAUCAAGAAGAUGCAGCGCGACCACAUCAAGUCGUGGGUGCCUCGUCAAGACAUUACUGACCAGUUUAACGAGCACGCGCAGGAAUGGAUCAAGCAUACAGUCUGGAAAGGCGAGUGUCGCUCUUGGUACAAGAACAACGACACUGGCCGCGUCAACGCCGUGUGGCCCGGUUCAUCGAAUCAGUACUCUGAAGUCCUCGAGACGCCACGGUAUGAAGAUUUUGAGAUUGAAUAUCUGCAUAAGAAUCCAUGGGCGCAUCUGGGAAUGGGGUAUGCGAUGUGCAAUGCCAAGUUCCCCAACAGCGAUGUUAGUCCGUAUUUGCAGGUGGAGAAUAUUGAUCCGGAGUGGCUUAAGGCGAUUGGGUAUGAGGGGCCGGCGAAGGAGGUGGAAGGGGUGAGGAAGGAGAAGGAGGAGCCUGUCGUGGAGAGGAAAGGGACGGAUGCAGGUGUUGAGGUGGGAAAUGGGAAUAUGGUGGCAUGAGGAGAGGCCGAGUGUAAGGUUUAGACUUGGGCUGUUGUCAAUAACACUAGAUUGAAAGGGGGGAAGACUUGGACUACUUCGUGGUGAAUACUAGAUUGUUUGCU
Molecule: messenger RNA, 2334 nt
Organism: Bipolaris sorokiniana ND90Pr
Lineage: Eukaryota; Fungi; Ascomycota; Dothideomycetes; Pleosporales; Pleosporaceae
Exons: 4
Coding region: 377-2230 (617 amino acids)
Molecular function (GO): N,N-dimethylaniline monooxygenase activity; NADP binding; flavin adenine dinucleotide binding
Source: RefSeq, a predicted model, not a curated record